UUGAGCCCUGGGUACUUUCUCGGUAACUUAUUUUAGGGUUAGAAAAUCUGGUGGCCAUCAACAACCUUUAACGAUUCUGUGAAGCAUUAAUUAAAACUCGCAUUGAACCAGGAGAGAAGCCCUCCAGGUAGCAGCUAAAGAGCAGAUUUACAGAAUCAAUAUCUGAACUUCUGUCAUGAGCCUCUCUGAAGAAACAGACACAAAUACAAUGAACAGUUUAAUUGAUAGAGAAUCUGCUGACCCUAGCUGUGUGUCAAUGAAGAGUGAUGAAUCAGUGAGUAAUCCACCUAGCCUCAGUUCAGGAGACUCUGGUGCAGAUGUGAGUAACACAACAGAAUCUGUCAAAGGGCAAAAUAUGGAUUUUGUUUUCCAGGAGCUUGAGCAAAAAAUAAUCUCACUGAUGAAGAAAGAGCUGAAGAUCUUCAAGAGUCUACUGAGCUCAGAUUACCCAGCAAGCUCUGAGAGAGAGGAGGAGGAUGAAGAUCAGAUCAAAGUCAGAGAGGAGCUUCUGAAGAUCACACUGCACGUCCUGAAGAAGAUGAACCAGACAAAGCUUGCUGAUAAACUACAGACCAAACUUGUACAGUUGUUUCUGAAAAAACACAAAUCCAGACUAAAGAAGAAAUUCCAGAGAAUAAAUGAAGGAAUAUCAAGUCAAGGAAACUCGACUCUUGUAAAUGAGAUCUACACAGAGCUGUACAUCACAGAGGGAGGGAGUGAAGAACUUAAUAAUGAACAUGAGUUGAGACAGAUUGAAACAACAUCCAGAAGAUUAGAAAGACAAGAAACACCAAUCAAAGGUAAUGACAUCUUUAAAGCUUUACCUGGACAAGACAAACACAUUAGAACUGUGCUGACUAAAGGAGUGGCUGGAAUUGGAAAAACCGUCUCUGUACAGAGGUUCAUUCUGGACUGGAGUGAAGGAAAAGCAAAUCAGGAUCUUCACUUCAUAUUUCCACUUCCAUUCAGAGAACUGAAUCUGAUGAAGAACACAAAUAUCAGUCUGAUGGAUCUUCUUCAUCAGUUCUUUGUAGAUACAAAAGAACUGAGAUCAAGAGACUUUGAUUUCUAUAAAGUUGUGUUUAUCUUUGAUGGUCUGGAUGAGUGUCGACUUCCUCUAGAUUUCUCAAACAAUCAGAGUUUGUUUGAUGUAAGAGAAAAAGCUUCAGUGGAUGUGCUGUUGACAAACCUCAUCAAUGGGAAUCUGCUUCCUUCUGCACUGAUCUGGAUAACAUCACGACCAGCAGCAGCCAAUCAGAUUCCUCCUGACUGUGUUCACCAGAUCACAGAUGUACGAGGAUUCAAUGAUCCUCAGAAGGACGAGUAUUUCAUCAAGAGAAUAAAUGAUGAGAGUUUGUCCAACAGAAUCAUCAAACACAUCAAAUCAUCCAGGAGUUUGUACAUCAUGUGUCAUAUCCCAGUCUUCUGUUGGAUUACAGCCACUGUUCUAGAGAGAAUGUUGAGUGAAUCAGAGAGUCAAGCAGAGAUCCCCAAGACUCUCACUCAAAUGUUUACACACUUCCUGAUAUUUCAGACCAAACUGAAGAGGCAGAAGUAUGAUGGGAAAUGUGAGGUAGAUCUUCAACAGGUUAGAAAGAGUCUUCUGUCACUGGGAAAACUGGCUUUUCAACAGCUGGAGAAAGGGAAUCUGAUCUUCUAUGAAGAGGAUCUGAGAGAGUGUAACAUUGAUGUCAAAAAAGCUUCAGUAUACUCAGGAGUUUGUACCCAGAUCUUCAGAGAGGAGUUGGGACUGAACCUGGGGAAGGUCUACAGCUUUGUGCAUCUGAGCAUUCAGGAGUUUCUCGCUGCUUUUUUCAAGAUUUUAUGCUUUAUUCUGGACAAAAAAAACAAGUCAAGAAUGUCCGAAUUACUUAAAAGUGAAGUGGACAAAGCUUUACAGAGUGAGAACGGACACCUGGACCUUUACCUCCAAUUCCUUCUGGGUCUCUCAUUGGAGUCCAAUCAGACAAUAUUACAACAACUGCUGAGACAGACAGAAAGAAGAUCUGACAGCAGACAGGAAAUAGUUGAAUACAUUAAGAUGAAGAUCAGAGAAAAUCAUUCUCCAGAGAAAUCCACCAAUCUGUUUCACUGUCUAAAUGAACUAAAUGAUCAUUCACUAGAGCACGAGGUACAAACAUAUCUAAACCAAAAGGAUUACAGUAGUCUCUCUGAAGUUAAACUCUCUCCAUCUCAGUGGUCGGCUCUGAUGUUUGUGUUACUUAACUCAGAACAGAAGCUGGAUGAGUUUAUACUGAGUAAAUAUGAUUCAUCAGAUGAAUGUCUUCAGAGGCUGCUGCCAGUGAUCAAAGCAUCCAGAAAAGCUGAUCUAAGUCUCUGUAAUCUGACAGAGAAAAGUUGUUCAUCAUUGAGUUCAGUUCUCAGCUCAAACUCCUCAAGUCUGACAGAACUGAACCUGAGUUACAAUAAACUGCAGGAUUCAGGAGUGAAGCUUCUCUCUGAUGGACUGAAGAAUACAAACUGUAAACUGAAGAUAUUACAUCUCCGUGGCUGUAAUCUGAAAGAGAACAGUUGUUCAUCAUUGAGUUCAGUUCUCAUCUCAAACUCCUCAAGUCUGACAGAACUGAACAUGAGCAACAAUACACUGCAGGAUUCAGGAGUGAAGCUUCUCUCUGAUGGACUGAAGAAUGUAAACUGUAAACUGAAGAUAUUACAUCUGAGUUACUGUAAUCUGACAGAGAAAAGUUGUUCAUCAUUGAGUUCAGUUCUCAUCUCAAACUCCUCAAGUCUGACAGAACUGAACCUGAGUAACAAUAAUCUGCAGGAUUCAGGAGUGAAGAUUCUUGCUGAUGCACUGAAGAAUACAAACUGUAAACUGAAGAUAUUAAAUCUGAGGUCCUGUAAUCUCACAGAAAAGGAAAGAAGUUGUUCUGCACUAGCAUCAGUUUUCAGCUCAAGCUUCUCAAGUUUGACAGAACUGAAUUUAUAUUCCAAUAAACUGUUUGACUCAGGAGCGAAGCUGCUCUUUGCUGGACUAAAGAAUACAAACUGUAAACUGAAAAUAUUAAAUCUAGGUUUCUGUCAUCUGACAGAGAAAAGUUGUUCACUACUAAGCUCAGUUCUCAGCUCAAACUCCUCAAGUCUGACAGAACUGAAACUGAUUGAAAGUAAUCUGUAUGAUUCAGGAGCGAAGCUUCUCUCUGAUGGACUGAAGAAUACAAACUGUAAACUGAAGAUAUUAAAUCUGGAUUGGUGCUUUAUUGGAGAUGAAGGUUUUGGUGCUUUGGCUUCAGCUCUGAGAUCAAACCCAUCACACCUGACUGAACUCAGUCUGAACCAUAAUAAUCCAGGAGAUUCAGGAGUGAAGCUGAUCUUUGAUGUACUGAAGGAUCAACACUGUAAACUACAAAAACUACUUCUGAAGGACUGUAAAAUGACAGAGAGAAGUUGUUCAUCACUGAGCUCAGUUCUCAGCUCAAACUCCUCAAGUCUGACAGAACUGAACCUGAGUGGAAAUGAACUGCAGGAUUCAGGAGUGAAGCUUCUCUCUGAUGGACUGAAGAAUACAAACUGUAAACUGAAGAUAUUAAAUCUGGAGUCCUGCAGUAUUAGAAAGGAAGGUUUUGUUGCUUUGGCCUCAGCUCUGAGAUCAAACCCAUCACACCUGACUGAACUCAAUCUGUAUUUAAAUUAUGCUGAAGAUUCCAGGAAAUUGAUCUCUGAUCUACUGAAGGAUCCACACUGUAAACUAAAGACAAUACAAAUCUGAUCUUGACUGUAUCAAUCACCUACAAGAGUUACAUAUAACUAAACAGCUGCAUAGAGCCCUGUGUCCACCAGGAGAGUCCCAAGAGCACACGCAAUGACAGCUUGAUUUAUAUAUUUAUCUCAUGCAUAAUUCGGCAUGAGACUAACGCUUUAGGAUGUUUUACUGUUAACACAGGACUGAGGGUAGUGCUCACCUUUUCUUCCUUUUCUUCUUCGAACAAGCUUUUUCCAGAUGCUCAAACAAUUAGAAAGGAGCAUAAUUGGUGCUCACUGAUUCAACAGCUGAAUGUAUUUUAGGAGAUGGUCCUGGCACUUACUGGACUUUCUUGGGUGCCCUGAAGCCUUCUUCAAAACAAUUGAACCUUUCUCCAUAAAGUUCUUAAAGAUCACAUAACACACACCAUUUCUGCCAAUCUAAUGUUAACUCUUUACCUGCCAAUGACGAGUUAUCUCGCCAAUUAAGAGAAAAAAAUUCCAUAAAAAAACGUGUUACUGAUGAGGUUUUAUUUAAUCUGUAAUACCGCGAUUAUCCACUUACCCAAUUUAUUUAUUUUUUUACUAAUUUUUAAACUCUGUGUAUGCUUUGAUUAUUGUUCUGAAUCUGAUCUCUAACAAAAUUCCUUCAUAAAAAUUUCAUUAUUUUAGCUUUAUGCUAAAAAAUUGGGUUUUAAAAAAAAACCCAUAUUCAAGAGUUUAUAAGCAGAGAAAAAAUAUAGAUAGGAUGAAACGUUUUUUUUUUCCGUUUUGUUUGUCAGAUUUUUAAAAAAACAGAACAACCUUUCAGUUUUUCCUGGAUAAUAUAUGCCUGAAGGCAUACUGUGGGCGAAGCUAAAGAUUUACAAGUACGUGCAGCCUUUGAGUACUAAUCCAACAGC
This is a messenger RNA of Paramisgurnus dabryanus, 4604 nucleotides long. Lineage: Eukaryota; Metazoa; Chordata; Actinopteri; Cypriniformes; Cobitidae. The record is from RefSeq and is a predicted model, not a curated record.